Racocetra persica is the source of this 219-nucleotide messenger RNA. Lineage: Eukaryota; Fungi; Glomeromycota; Glomeromycetes; Diversisporales; Gigasporaceae. The record is from the annotation of a GenBank genome assembly.
UUAGAAAUUUAUAAUUCCCUCUGGAAGUAUUGGGGAAAUCCGAAUAAUGCAGGUCUUUUGGCAACAUUAUUGGACCUGAGGCUUAAGAAAAUGCACCCUUGGUCUAACUAUAUACGAGAAAGAACUAUCAGGUUAUGCUAUGAAGAACUUGAUAUUAUUGCCAAUGAUAGACCUUUAUCUACUGCUUCUUCUCCAGCUACCACAUCAUCAACCAACUGA